Molecule: messenger RNA, 1097 nt
Organism: Salvelinus sp. IW2-2015
Lineage: Eukaryota; Metazoa; Chordata; Actinopteri; Salmoniformes; Salmonidae
Gene: ccl19a.1
Product: chemokine (C-C motif) ligand 19a, tandem duplicate 1
Biological process (GO): immune response
Cellular component (GO): extracellular region
Molecular function (GO): chemokine activity
Source: RefSeq, a predicted model, not a curated record
UCAGUGAUUCAGGGCCAGAUGGCGAUGGACUGCUGUCUGUCGGUCAGUCAGAGAGAGAUCCCUAGACACGUUGUCAUAGGUUACCAGCCUCAGGUCAGAGGUCAAGGCUGCUCCAUCGGCGCUGUGGUCUUCACUACCAGGAGGGGACUCAAGCUGUGUGCUCCCACUGACCCCACCUGGGUUACAGACCUGAUGAAUUUCAUGGACCGCCUCAUCAAGAAAUGCCACGAAACCAACUUCAAGGCUAAACACUGUAAGAAGCUGAAGCACAAGAGGCCCUAAGGUCCCUGUCGGAGCCUCUCCUACCACCACCACCUCCACCCCCAUCUCCCGGUCAAAACAACCACGACAGAGCCUGAGAAGAACCUUCCAAGUGGGUGAAGAACAGGGUGGGAGAAGUAAAACAACAACAAAAAAGACUAAUGUGAUUCCUCUUACCACUAAUGCACUUUUUAAGUUUCCUUCUGUCUUCAGUCUUUAGUUUAUACAACUGACCGUCUUGCUUAAGAUACCAUGCUGUUUCUCAGUGGCACUUUCACGUAGAAGUUUUUUUUGUUAUUUUUAUGUGACAAAAUAUUGAAUGAUAAUAUUCCAAAAAGAGUAGACCCUUGACCCCAAAUUUGAACUGGCCCUUAAAGCUACAGUCUGGGAUUUGAAAAGCAACAAAAUGGCAGAAGUAAUUGAAAUGACCAGAUUCCUAGAUCCCAGACUAAUUUUGUCAUCAAAUACAAAUUUAUUUGUCACAUGCUUCAUGAACAACAGCUGUAUUCUAACAGUGAAAUGCUUACUUACAUGUCAUUUUCCAACAAUAUAGGGUUAAAGAUAAAGAUACUAAAAUAUAUAAUAUAAAAUCUGAAUCAGAAAUCAGAAUAAAUCAGGGGUUAGAGGUUCAGGGUCAAGGUGCUGGCAGCUGGUUAGAACACCCAUCUGUCUAAUCUAUACGUAUGGCAGCUGGUUAGAACACCCAUCUGCCUAAUCUAUACGUACAUCUCAGAGAAUUCAAUAUUUCAUAUCAUUUGUGAACCUACAAUGUAUUUGACAAAUUCUUAUUUUUUCAUGGACCUUUUGUUUUUUCAAUAAAGACUUUGCCAAAUCAA